AUGGGAAAUAAUUGUGGAGGACAAUGCACUGGCUGCUAUAAAAGGGAUCUAGAAAUUGUCAAAAGUGAGCAGUAACAAAUUUUAUCGGAGAAACCAAUUGAAUCUUCUAGUAAACGCAGUUCAAAAAAUAAUGUUUAACAGAAUACAGUUUAGAUGGGUAGCAAGAGUGAUUUGAUGUAAAAACCGAUUACAAAGAGCGUAGUUGAUAUGGUAGAAGACAAGUAAAAGAAGACAAAAGCAAUAGUUAAAAUAUAAUCUCAUUGGAGAGGAUAUAAAGUGAGAAAAGAAGUCUAUUCAAUGAUAAAGAGUCAAACAAGUGUUAGCAGUCAGGUUAGCAAAUCAACAGGCAGUUAUUUUGACAGAUUGGGAAAUGAGUCAAAAUCGUAGAAAUUACUUAAAUUAUAUAAUGGACAAUGGUUAGGAAAUGAGAGACAUGGGUAAGGAAUUUAGAAGUGGCCAGAUGGAGCCACUUAUGAAGGGGAAUGGUAACAUAACAAAGCGAAUGGCAAAGGCAUAUUUCGUCAUGCAGAUAAAAUAGAAUAUGAUGGACAUUGGAGGAAUAACAAAGCAUGUGGAUAUGGGAUAUUGAAAUCACCUAGUGGAGCCUAUUAUGAAGGAGAAUGGGAAGAUGAUUUGUAGCAUGGAUUUGGAAAAGAGAAAUGGGCUGACGGAUCAUUUUAUGAAGGUCAAUAUGUUAAAGGUAUGAAAUGUGGAAAGGGCAAAUAUGUCUGGAGUGAUAACAGUUAUUAUGAAGGAGAAUGGUUGAAUAAUAAAAUACAUGGAUAGGGAGUUUAUCAUUGGAUUGAUGGAAGAGGCUAUAUUGGAUAAUGGAAAAAUGGAAUGAUGAAUGGACAAGGCGAAUAUAGUUGGAUCGACGGUCGCAAAUAUAUUGGAAAUUAUUUGAAUGAUCAAAAACAUGGUUAUGGAGUCUAUCGUUGGGUGGAUGGUAAGGAAUAUAGAGGGGAGUGGCAAUUUGGUUAAUAAAAUGGAGAGGGAACUUAUAUAACUGUGGAUGGUAAGAGUAGGAAAGGAUAAUGGUAGGAUGGCAAACUAGUUAAAUGGAUUAAAUGA
Molecule: messenger RNA, 1071 nt
Organism: Paramecium tetraurelia
Lineage: Eukaryota; Ciliophora; Oligohymenophorea; Peniculida; Parameciidae
Exons: 3
Molecular function (GO): protein binding
Source: RefSeq, a predicted model, not a curated record